Empidonax traillii (willow flycatcher) is the source of this 910-nucleotide messenger RNA. It is a transcript of the gene TMEM216, whose product is annotated as transmembrane protein 216. The transcript has 5 exons. Gene Ontology annotation, cellular component: ciliary transition zone. The record is from RefSeq and is a predicted model, not a curated record. NCBI's taxonomy places the organism in Eukaryota, Metazoa, Chordata, Aves, Passeriformes, Tyrannidae. Bases 90 to 515 code for a protein of 141 amino acids. Gene Ontology annotation, biological process: non-motile cilium assembly.
CGAGACGGGCGGGUAGAGCGGCCCCGGCGUUGCGCUCGGCGCCCCCUGACGGGCGGGCGUGGCGGCGGCGGUUCCCAUGGAGAUGGAAGAUGGCGCCCAGGGGCCGCCAUCGCUCCUCGGUGCCGCUGCAAAUCCUGCUUUUCCUCAACGGCUGGUACAGCGCCACUUAUUUCCUCCUGGAGGCGUUCGUGUUCGUGUACAAGGUGCUGCUCCUGCCCUAUCCCGUCUCCAACCUGGUGCUGGACGUGGUGCUGCUCCUGCUCUACCUCGGCACUGAGGCCACGCGGAUCUUCUUCGGCUCCAAGGGGAACCUGUGCCGGCGGAAGGUGCCGCUGUCGCUCAGCCUGGCGCUCACGGUGCCGGCGGCGGCGCUGGCCGGCUACUACCUGCUGCUCCAGACCUAUUCCCUGCGCCUGGAAUUCUUCCUGAGCGCCAUCCUGCUCCUCUUCUACGGCCUCGAGCUGCUCCUGGGCCUCCUGGCGCUGCUCUCCUUCUCCAGUGCGGAUCCCUACUGAGGCCACGGCGGGGACACGGCCCAGGGACACAGGGAAGUGUCACCGGUGCCAGCUCCACUUCCCAACCCCAGGAAAGGGAGGGAUUCCACUUUUUCCACAUCUCAUUUCACCUGGACUCAUCCCUCCCACCUUUCCUGCUUCCACCUGGAUACAUCCUUUCCACCUUUUCUGCUCCCAUCUGGACUCAUCCUCCCUCCCACUUCUCCCACUCCCACAUGGACACAUCCCUCCUGCUUUUCCCACUUCCCACCUCACCUGCAGCAUGUGCCAGGGACCUGCUCCCACGCGGACUCACCCCCUCCGAGUUUGUGCCAGCUCAAGGUACGAAGAAUCCUUAUUUUAUUUCUACGCUCUUCCGGAAUAAUUUGCUAUUUUCCAAUAAAUAUUUAUUUUUA